Molecule: messenger RNA, 2624 nt
Organism: Panonychus citri (citrus red mite)
Lineage: Eukaryota; Metazoa; Arthropoda; Arachnida; Trombidiformes; Tetranychidae
Gene: l(2)dtl
Product: denticleless protein homolog
Exons: 4
Coding region: 115-1563 (482 amino acids)
Biological process (GO): proteasome-mediated ubiquitin-dependent protein catabolic process
Cellular component (GO): nucleus
Molecular function (GO): protein-macromolecule adaptor activity; protein binding
Source: RefSeq, a predicted model, not a curated record
AAUUUUUUUUAAUUUUUUCUCUUCUCUUUAACAACCAUUUUAAUUUGUUUUUAAUCUAUUUAAUUAGUGACAAUUUUAUAUUCUUUUAAAAUUAUUGAUCAACCUUUUGGAAUCAUGAAUGUUUUCAGCUUUUACCUAAAUACUUUAAUCUGUGGAAAUGUUGGACAAAGAUGUAGUUACCAGUUUAAAGUUGAUUCUUAUCAUUGUUCACAUGAGGCAACCAUUGAGAUAGAAACUGAGGAGCAUGAGAUACAAUGUGUUGUCUCACCAAUUCUUUCCAUGGCUCAAAAUGGAGGAAAAUUACUCGCUUCCGCCAAUGAAGCGGGACUUGUUAAACUUAGUGAUAUUAGUGAUUUAAAUACAAUUUCUUGUUUUGAGCUUCAUCAAAAUGCUAUAUUUGAUAUUAAAUGGAGACCCAAAGAACCAAGUCAACUUUUAGCUGCUUCUGGUGAUUUAAGUAUUUCGCUGGUAGAUGUUGAAUUCCCUGAAAAAAAGAUAGCCCACAUAACCGAUAGCCAUUCAGGGUCAGUAAGAAGCAUAAACUUUAAAGAUUCCAAUGUUUUCGCAAGCGGGUCAAGAGAUGGACAAAUUAAAAUUUGGGAUCUUAGAGAUACAACAAAGGCGAUGAUUUCUAUUCCAUCUGCUCAUGAUGUUAAUUCUAAGUUUGUCAAGCGAAAAUUGCGAAAACACAAAACUCGACCGACAAAUGUAGUUACCUCAGUUUUAUUCAACGAUUACUCAUUGUAUAGUGGAGGCUCAAGUGAUGGAUUAAUUAAACUUUGGGAUACCCGUAAAAAAGGAAAUAACAAACGACAACCCGUACAUGAGAUUCCUUACAAUGGUUGUUCCAAUUUUUCCGAUAGACAAGGUUACACUUGCCUUCUAAUGUCAAAAGGUCUUCUUUAUGCUUCCUGUUCCGAUAAAAUAGUUUAUUGUUAUUCUUCACAACUUGAUACAAUGAUUGGCCGUUAUAGAGGUGCUCGAAUUAAUAAUUAUACCAAAUUAUCCAUAGUUCAAGAUGAAUAUCUAGUCUGUGGAUCAAUGAAUAAAUGUGCUUGUGUUUGGAAGCUCAAUGAUAAACCUCAACCAAAAGGAUCGGUGGUUUCACCUUCUUUCAUUUUACCCGAAGAACAUGAAGUCGCUUCGGUUGAGACAAUCUCCGAAAUUGGAUGUAUAUUUACUGGAUCUGAUGCCGGUCGAUUAAGAAGAUGGUCUUUUGAUUAUUUUGAUGAGAAGGUAAUUAAAGAGAGAGCAGUUCCCUUCGAAGACUAUCAAGAGACAACACUUAACGAAUCAGAGAUUGAAAAUAUUCCAAACAAUUCAAUAGAAAACAUUUCUUCGGAUAAUCUUAAUGAUAGUCUAACUAGAAAUGCUCCUCUAGCUGAGAAUCAACCAACUCCAAGAAUAAUUAAAUCACUCAAACCAAGGAAAAGGAAAAGUCCUCGAUCUUAUUCACCGAAGACGAAAAAAUCUGCUAAAACUCGACAUCAACCAACAGAACCAUUAACACCGAUAACUAAUUACUAUCAAAAAUUACCCAAGGAAAAUACUCCCAAAGGAUAAUUGAGAUAAAUUAAAUCUUCAAUUGUUAAAUUUUCUCAUCUUAUCAGACAAAAACUCGUAAGAGCAAUUAGACAAACUGUUAUCCAAUCAAUGACGAUAUUAUAAUAAUAAUGACAAUCAUCAUACAAUUGGUGAUCAUAUUUUCAAUCUCAAAUAAUUUUAAAUGGAAAGAAAUUAAUAAUUUACCCGUUGAAGAAAAUUAUUGGACAAUUGAACUUAAUCACAACAAUCAAUCCAACUAUAAAUCAAUCGCAAUAACAAUUAUACUUUUACCUUGGAGAGAAACAAAUUUAGCCUCUCAAGUGGAUUAUCAAAGUAAAAUAACAGAUUAAGUGUACCAUCAAACCACAAUCAAUAAGUGUGAAAAACAAAAAUCAAUCAAUAACGAAACUAAAAAUUUGUAAAUGUGUUUAAUUAUUUUAAUUGUGUAUCUACAAUUAACAUUGUAAAAUUAUAGACAAGAGAGAAAGUUACAUAAAUAACAUUGUAACUUCCUUUCGAAAAUUUGUAUUCUAAUUGUCAAAUAAAAAUAUUUUCUUAAAACAAAACAAAACAACAAAAGUUCAUAUAAAAUCAACAACAAUUAAAUUUAAUUCAGUUGUAAUUUCCCCUUAACAGCGACAUCUAUUUUCUUUAAAAAGAAAUAUUGAGAUCCGAUAUGUAACCAGUAUGGAUCUUAGAUUCGAUACAUUUACAGAGAGAUUUGAAAAGCGACAGAGAAAAAGAAAGAGAAAAAUGUGACAAUUUGUCGAAAGAAGAAAAUAUGUUAAGUAGAAAGAGAAUUUAGUGGCUCCAUCUAAGGGUUGAGUAGAUAAUCGAUGAAUGAAAACAUUCCCUUGACAUCAAGACGUGUCUUCACUUUAAGAGUUAAUUGUAAUUAAAUUGUUAUUGAUGAUUGUCACUCGAUUAUUUUAAUUUAAUAAGCCAUCGGUUAAUCUCGUAAUUUUAAGUAAUUUACUUGUUCACAAUUUGGAAUCAUGGUUAAUACACAAAGAAUGAGAGUAGCUAAUGAAAAGGCUUCUAAAAAUGUUACUCUUAGAGGGAAUGUUCCGAAAACCAAU